Messenger RNA from Gadus morhua (Atlantic cod), 1482 nucleotides. RefSeq names its product pyrroline-5-carboxylate reductase 3 (gene pycr3). NCBI's taxonomy places the organism in Eukaryota, Metazoa, Chordata, Actinopteri, Gadiformes, Gadidae. The coding region runs from base 324 to 1157 and encodes 277 amino acids. Gene Ontology annotation, biological process: L-proline biosynthetic process. Gene Ontology annotation, molecular function: pyrroline-5-carboxylate reductase activity. The record is from RefSeq and is a predicted model, not a curated record. The transcript is spliced from 7 exons.
UGCAGAAGGGUCUUCUUCAAUGUCCAUGGUCUUCUUUCUAGUUUCUUGCGGGAGCCAAUCACCAAGCUGGCUUUUCCCCUGGCGCUAUUGGCUGGUUUAACACAAUGACGACAGGGAAGCGACGACAUGCAGCCAAUGGCAUACAGAGUAAUUUGUGUUGAAGAAACUGACAGCAGCCUCUCCAAACCAACGUGUAUUGAGCUUGGUCUGUCAAUAGCCAGGCUUGUACAUUUGACUACCAGCAAGACAGUUGUGUCAACCUGCAUUUGUCUUGUGAAGAACGUGGAAUACUUUAAUUGGACCAGGUAAAAACCGACCCCAGUAUGGAUAUGCCAUUAAGGGUAGGAUUUAUUGGAGCAGGAAACAUGGCAUAUGGAAUAGCAAAGGGGAUCUUAUCCGGAGAUGUUCUUCCUGUAAAUGUUAAAGUGAGUGCCCCAUCACCUAGGAACUUUGGACGAUUUGAGGAGUUGGGGAUCUCAGUCACACACUUCAACUCUGACGUGGUCUCUGGCUCAGAUCUGGUCUUCGUAGCUGUCAAGCCCCACCUGGUUCCAGAAAUUCUCCGUGAGAUCUCACAACUUGUAACUCAGAAACACAUUAUUGUUUCUGUUGCAGCGGGCGUAACAUUGGCAACAUUAGAGCUUCUCUUGCCAAAAGAUUCAGUGAUCCUCAGGCUGAUGCCUAACCUACCAUGUUUGCUCCUGGAAGGGGCUCUCCUCUUUUCAAGAGGCUCCUCUGCAAAGCCAGAGGAUGCAGCUCUACUUAGCUCUUUGCUGCAGCAUUGUGGCCUAGUGGAGGAAGGACCUGAGGCCUGGAUUGAUGUACACACUGGACUCAGUGGUAGUGGUGUGGCCUUUGUAUAUCUGUUUGCUGAAGCACUGGCAGAAGGGGCUGUUAAAAUGGGAAUGCCAAGUUCCCUCGCCCACAGCAUCGCAGCUCAGACUAUUGUGGGUGCCGGCAAAUUGUUACGUGACACAGGAAAGCAUCCUGCUCAGCUGCGCUCUGACGUUUGCACGCCGGGAGGGACAACGAUAUAUGGACUUCAUGCGCUGGAGCAAGGGGGUCUGAGGGCAGCAACCAUGAGUGCAGUGGAAUCUGCGACAGAGAGAGCCAGGGAGCUUGGCCAAAAGUCGGCAGGAGCUGGGAAUAGCAACUGAUGAUGUUGUCUUUACCGAUUAAAAUGGAUGAGUCCCACUCCAGUCUUAACUUUUCAGAGCCUGCAAGCAAGCAGACCUUUUCCACCAACCAGCCAAACUUCACAGAGGAACCAAAUUGGUCUCUGUUUUUGCCUUGUAUCGGUUUCAUCUUGAUAGGUUAUUAUCAUAAUGGGUAAACGGUAACACAAUCGUUUUAUUCACAUUUAAUUUAAUCCUAUUGCUAACCACUUCAUUCUCUUACGAGUUUAAUAAAACGAUAAUAGUGAAGUUAUUGAACUUCCCUAUUACAAUCAUUGUUGAUAUUGAAUAAAACUUGAUAACCGAA